Metopolophium dirhodum (rose-grain aphid) is the source of this 2037-nucleotide messenger RNA. RefSeq lists its product as uncharacterized. The transcript is spliced from 6 exons. The record is from RefSeq and is a predicted model, not a curated record. The coding region runs from base 1 to 2037 and encodes 678 amino acids. Gene Ontology annotation, molecular function: catalytic activity. NCBI's taxonomy places the organism in Eukaryota, Metazoa, Arthropoda, Insecta, Hemiptera, Aphididae.
AUGUCCACUUCAACCAAUGAAACGCUUGAUACCAAUGAGGCUCUCAAACAAAUUUUGGAUACGGUGAAUGAACUUAAAUCCACCCAAAACAAAAUCAUUGCAUCUAUCAAUUCAUGCCGGGAAUCUAACAAAACACAGGAAAAAACUGAAGUUAUUUCUGAAAAUAAAACCUUGAAAGCUAAAAUUGAGCCGAUCGAAGGCAAAAUAACAACUUUAGAAACUGCGGCUUCUCCUGGAACUAACGUUGAAUCAGUUUACUCUGAACUUAUGGACCGUCAAUCUCGAUUAACUGACACUCUUACUGUUGAUGAAAUACUCAAAAGCAUUGAUUUACAAAUUAAUCCUGUAUCUGUCCGUCGCUUGGGUAAACAAUCAAAUAAACCUCGUCCUCUGCUUACUACUUUACCUAAUUCAUCCGAUGUUUUUGAAGUCUUAAAAGUAAAACGUAAAUUACUUAGUACUGCUAACUUCAAGGAUAUUCGCAUUGCAUCUGAUCGGACAACACAGCAACGGCAAUAUUUUACUAACAUUGUAUCUCAACUUAAGCAACGUAGUGAUACCGCACUUCUUAAUUAUGAUUUAAUUAUAUUAACUGAAACCUGGUUAUCUCGUUCUGUUAAUGACUCUGAACUUGGACUUUGUCCUCAUUACACCGUUUUCCGAUGUGAUCGUUACGAAAUUCAUGGUCCCGACAUUCGAGGAGGAGGUGUCUUAAUUGCAAUCAAAGUUCAAUAUCCAUGUCAUCGCUUAAUUAUACAACAAGAUUUGGUCGAGCAACUAUUUGUAAAAAUACAUAUAAAUCACAUUUCUUUAAUCGUCGGAUCCGUGUACUUCCCGCCGCGCUCUGAUUUAAAUUUAUAUAAUAGCCAUGUUAAUGUAAUCGAUAAUCUUAUGAGUAAAUAUUAUAAUGAUAGAUUUUUGGUGUUAGGUGAUUACAAUUUAACUAAUGUUAAUUGGGUCUCUAAUAACCGCAAAAUUAUUCCUAGAUUGUCAAAUAAUAAUUUGUAUGAAUCAAACAUUAUAUCUGCCUUAUCUUAUGUUAAUUUAAUGCAAAAUAAUUUAAUACAUAAUUCUUCUGGAUCAUUACUAGAUCUAGUUUUCUCAAAUAUUGUCAAUGUUAAUGUUUCCUUGGAAACUUCUCCUCUUGUCCCUCUAGACUAUAAAUUUCAUCCUGCAUUAAAAAUUCCACUUCCACUUUCAUCCACAAAAAACAAUUUAUAUUAUAAUGAAAUUGUUCAUGAUUUUAUUAGUUGUGAUUAUAAUGCCAUUAGGUCUUGUAUGGCCUCAACUGAUUGGAGUUGCACAUUUAAAGAUUUACAUAUUAAUGAAGCACUUGAUAUAUUCUACUCCAGAUUACACGAUAUAAUUGAUGUACACUGUCAAAAAAAACGUAUGUUCUUCUUAAAGUAUCCUUUAUGGUUUUCCAAAACUCUAAAACAGUUAAUAUUCUCAAAAAAAGUUGCCCAUAAAGUAUAUAAACAAACGCCAACUAAUGUAAAUUAUAAUAUAUUCUCUAAUCUACGUGCUAAAUGUAAAGUUGUUAAUAAGACUGAUUAUGGUAAUUUUAUACAGAGAACUCAAAGUUCAAUAGUCUCUAACCCUAAAAGGUUCUGGAAUUAUAUUUAUAGCAAACGAUCAAAUUCUAAUAUUCCAUCUGUUAUCUCAUAUAGUAAUCAAACUGUUACUGGUGGUGACAAAAUCGCGGAAAGUUUCGCCAAUUAUUAUUCUACUAUUUACAAACAAUUAAAUUUUAUGCAAAAACCACCAGAUGAUAUUAAAUCGAUGAAAGUCGAUUUGAACACCUGCGUCAUUACUUUAAGCGAUAUUUAUGAUGAGUUAAGCAACUUAAAAUCCACUACUUGUCCUGGUCCUGAUAAUAUUCCGUAUGCUUUCUUCACAAACUAUAGUAAUAAAGAAUUCAUUAGUUUUGCUGAUGAUACAGCUAUUCUAAUAUCCGAACCAACAAUCGAAAAUUUGUAUCAUGAAGCAAAUAAUAUUUUAAAUGAAAUCAUAGACUUAGAUGGGAUGGUCAUGUAA